AUGUAUGAAUAUAAAAUCGUCGUACUUGGUAGUGGUGGUGUCGGUAAAACAUCGUUGAUUACACAAUUUAUUCAAGGAAUAUUUGUUGAAAAAUAUGAUCCAACAAUUGAAGAUAAUUAUCUAAAACACAUUGAAAUCGAUGGACAACAAUAUGAACAAUUUACUGCUAUGCGAGAUUUAUAUAUGAAAACUGGUCAAGCAUUUGUACUUGUAUAUUCAAUAACUUCUCAAUCAACAUAUAAUGAACUGAUUAAUAUACGUGAUACGAUUCUUAGAGUUAAAGACACUUCUGAUGUACCAAUGGUAUUAGUAGGAAAUAAAUGUGAUCUUGAAGAUGAACGUGUAGUUGGAAAAGAAAUCGGUCAAGGAUUAGCAAACAAUUGGAAUUCAAUAUUUCUAGAAACAUCUGCAAAACUAGCCAUAAAUGUUAAUGAGGUAUUUGUUGAACUUAUUCAUCAAAUAAAUAAAUUAGCAGAUGUCAAUAGAGAUAAUAAAACGAAAAAUCAAAAUUCUAAUCAGACUAGUAACUCAAAUCCAUCAGUUUCAGAUAGAACAAAGGAUGUUAAUAUCUCACAAACAAAUGAACCAAAGAAAACAACUGUUUCAAAUAAUUCAAACUUUUGUAUACUUUUAUAA
This is a messenger RNA of Rotaria sp. Silwood1, 636 nucleotides long. The record is from the annotation of a GenBank genome assembly. NCBI's taxonomy places the organism in Eukaryota, Metazoa, Rotifera, Eurotatoria, Philodinida, Philodinidae.